UGUCUGUCAAUCAGGCAGCCCGAAACUCCGGCAAACGACAUAGGCGCCCUCGGCCAUAUUGUUGUUCUUUUUGUUCUAUAAAGUCGUAGAGUCAAGAUGGGUUUCGCAAAUCUUUGGUAUUCGCACCCUCGUAAAUACGGACAAGGUUCCCGCUGCUGUCGCUCGUGCUCGAACCGACACGGUCUCAUCCGCAAAUAUGGGUUGAACAUCUGCCGGCAGUGCUUCCGGGAGUACGCAAAUGACAUUGGCUUCAAGAAGCUCGAUUAGACGUGGCAGACGGAGGAGGAGCUUGGCCGGGCCGCGUAUGAAUAAGUUCGAAGCCAUUCCGUGGAGUUGCACUUUUAUGCAAACAGCCCCAACUGUGUAAACGUUUCAGUUUGCUUAUUCAGAAAUGGCUCGGUGGAAUAAAUUUUAAUUUAUUGCCAA
Molecule: messenger RNA, 426 nt
Organism: Hermetia illucens (black soldier fly)
Lineage: Eukaryota; Metazoa; Arthropoda; Insecta; Diptera; Stratiomyidae
Gene: RpS29
Product: 40S ribosomal protein S29
Exons: 3
Coding region: 97-267 (56 amino acids)
Biological process (GO): translation
Cellular component (GO): ribosome; cytosolic small ribosomal subunit
Molecular function (GO): structural constituent of ribosome; zinc ion binding
Source: RefSeq, a predicted model, not a curated record